GCUGCUCCAGCGGGGGGCGUGACUCGGCAGCCGGCGAGCUUGAGGGGCGUGGCUUAGUUGGCAGUCCCGCCCCCGGCGUCCUCGCGGCGGUGGCGACGGCCGCUGCUGAGGUGGGCAGUCGGUUGGAGGCAGCCGGUGUGUCGGUUGGUGUGAUGGCGUGCAGCGGUCCUGUGACGGGUUGCGCGGCGCGGCGGCCACUGCACUCGGCCCGGGCCCCGGACGUCGCUUCGGCCUCCAACUUCCGCGCCUUCGAACUGCUGCACCUGCAUUUGACACUGCGGGUAGAGUUCGGGCCGCCGGGCCCGGGCCCCGGCAGCCGCGGCCUCAGCGGCACAGCGGCGCUGGAAUUGCGCUGCCUGGGGCCCGAGGGCGCUUCCGAGCUGCACCUAGACUCGCACCCCUGCCUCGAGGUGACAGCGGCGGCCUUGCGGCGGGAGCGGCCCGGCUCCGGGGAGCCGUCCGAGGAACCCGUGCCCUUCCACACGCGCCCCUUUGCCCACUACGGCCAGGCACUGAGCGUGGCCUUCCCGCAGCCCUGCCGCCCCGGGGAGCGCUUCCAGCUGCUGCUCACCUACCGCGUGGGCGAGGGGCCCGGGGUUUGUUGGCUGACUCCAGAACAGACAGCAGGGAAGAAGAAGCCCUUUGUCUAUACACAGGGUCAGGCCGUCCUCAACAGAGCUUUUUUCCCCUGCUUUGACACCCCUGCAGUGAAAAGCAAAUAUUCUGCCCUUAUUGAGGUACCAGAUGGCUUUACAGCAGUGAUGAGUGCUACUACAUGGGAAAAACGAGGCCCAAAUCAGUUCUUCUUCCAAAUGUGUCAGCCUAUCCCCUCUUAUCUGGUAGCUUUGGCUGUUGGAGAUCUGGUUUCAGCUGAAGUUGGACCCAGGAGUCGCGUGUGGGCUGAGCCUUGCUUGAUUGAAGCUGCCAAGGACGAGUACAAUGGUGUGAUAGAGGAAUUUCUGGCAACAGGAGAAAAACUUUUUGGACCCUAUGUUUGGGGAAGAUAUGACUUGCUCUUCAUGCCGCCCUCUUUUCCCUUUGGGGGCAUGGAGAACCCCUGCCUGACUUUCGUUACUCCCUGUCUGUUGGCUGGGGACCGGUCCCUGGCAGACGUUAUCAUCCACGAGAUCUCUCACAGCUGGUUUGGAAAUCUGGUCACCAACGCCAACUGGGGCGAGUUCUGGCUAAAUGAGGGUUUCACUAUGUAUGCUCAAAGGAGAAUCUCCACCAUCCUCUUUGGUGCUGCUUAUACCUGCCUGGAAGCUGCCACAGGGAGGGCACUCCUUCGGCAGCACAUGGACAUCACUGGAGAGGACCACCCGCUGAACAAACUUCGAGUAAAGAUUGAGCCAGGUGUUGAUCCUGAUGAUACCUACAAUGAAACCCCUUAUGAGAAAGGAUUCUGCUUUGUCUCUUACCUGGCCCACCUGGUAGGAGACCAGGACAAGUUUGACAACUUCCUUAAGGCCUAUGUCAAUGAAUUCAAAUUCCAAAGCAUCUUGGCUGAUGAUUUUCUAGAAUUCUACUUGGAAUAUUUCCCUGAACUGAAAAAGAAGAGAGUAGAUUCUAUACCAGGCUUUGAAUUUGAUAGAUGGUUGAACACACCAGGAUGGCCCCCAUAUCUACCUGACCUCUCCCCUGGUGACUCGCUUAUGAAGCCUGCGGAGGAGCUGGCCCAGCUUUGGACUGCUGAGAAUCUAGACCUAGGAGCUAUUGCUGCUGUGGAUAUCUCUACCUGGAAGACCUACCAAUUAGUCUAUUUCCUAGAUAAGAUCCUACAGAAAUCCCCUCUACCUCCUGGGAAUGUGAAACAAAUGGGAGAGACAUACCCCAAGAUCUCAAAUGCCCGAAAUGCAGAGCUGCGCUUACGUUGGAGCCAAAUUGUCAUCAAAAAUGACCACCAGGCAGAUUUCAAGAAAGUACAGGAUUUCCUACAGAGUCAGGGAAAACAGAAGUAUACCCUUCCACUGUACCAUGCCAUGAUGAGUGGCAGUGAGGCAGCCCGCCUCCUAGCCAAAGAGACCUUUUCUACCACCGCCCCCCAGCUCCACAGCAAUGUUGUCAAUUAUGUCCGGCAGAUCAUGGAAUCGAAGAGUUAAGAGCUCCAGGCUGGGGCCCUUACCUCCUUUAGGUGUCAUGGACCUUCAGAAGAAUGGUGUAUCCCCAUUCUCCGUUUUUCCCACGUGGCUGACGUCUUUUAUUCCAGGACUCUGCUCUGCAUGGGAACUUCCCUGAAAGCUGAAUUCUGGAACGGGGAGUCUUCCCACAGUUUUCAGCAGGUUAUGGCAUGAGUUGGGGGAGAAGGCAUUUCCACUCUCCCUUGAUCUGACAUAGGAAGAAGAGAGAGUGUUGUGCUGACUCUUCAGGUGCUGGGCAAAGGGUUGGCAGCUUGACUAUUUUUCAGGUUCAGUAUUUUAAAUAAAAUUUUUAGAUGAAAAA
Molecule: messenger RNA, 2439 nt
Organism: Antechinus flavipes (yellow-footed antechinus)
Lineage: Eukaryota; Metazoa; Chordata; Mammalia; Dasyuromorphia; Dasyuridae
Gene: RNPEP
Product: arginyl aminopeptidase
Exons: 11
Coding region: 153-2099 (648 amino acids)
Biological process (GO): proteolysis
Molecular function (GO): zinc ion binding; metalloaminopeptidase activity
Source: RefSeq, a predicted model, not a curated record